AAGAUCGGCCAUUAAAAAAAAUCCCCUGUGAAGGAAAAUUUAUUCUUUACUAAAAUUUGUGCAGAUAUAAUUUUGCAUGAUAUCAAGUACAGUAAUACCGUUAUACAUGUACUGUAUAUUGCUUCAUGAAUGAAUACCCGGAAGCUCAAGAUAAAAUCUCCCAGAAUCCCUGGCGCAGCCCGCCAUUUUGAAUCAGACGACAGGGGUAAUGAGGUCGGGUCCGGCUGACCUCCCAGGCGUCCCGCCGAAAAUUUGUGUCAGCUUGGCGCUGAAUUUCGAUGUAGAUCUCUUAUACUAAAUCUCCAACUCCAUUUGGUGUCACUGACCUCUAAAAAAUCCCAGUUUUGUCUGUUCAGCGUCAAAAAAAUCGCCGUCGUCAUCGGGCCUGCAUCUAAUUUGGUGCGCGCUUGUAGAAUUCUGACAUGGCUGACGGCUCUGUUUUGAAACUCCUCCCCGGCCCCCAGAAACGCCGACUGACCAAGACAAGGCUCGGUCACGACCUGGGACGACGGGACCGAGCUCCGGCCAUGUCCUGAGAACGUUUGUCGCAGGGCAAACUGUCUGUCUCGUCCUCGUUUCCUCACAAAAAGAAACCUUCAUCACUUUAGAUCUACCUGUGAACUUUGUUUUGCCCGCACCCCUCCCACUUUCAUUCAAACUAAUCCACCAUGAGUAAGAAGAAGGGGUCCACCCUUCCGUGGUAUCUUGCCUUUGCCUCGCCUGGCAGGAAUAACGGUGACUCUUCUGACUCUGACAGGAGCUCGGAUUCAGAGGACUACGAGGAUGCUUCGGCCGAGACGCCAGGCGAACUUUCCCCGGGCUACACCAACAGGCUGUCCGUCUUGCUGGGAGGUGGUGUAAGAGCUGACUACAAGGAAGACAGCAUGGGGAACGCAGACAGCAGAGGUAAAGGUGAGAGAGGAAAGCACAAGAAACACGCCGAGCAUCACAAGGAAGGGGCAGAGAAGGCCGACUUCACGACCGUUGAGUAUGAAGACUCCAGGCUUUCCAAUGUCGCAGGUGAGCAGAAAAGUGAAGAAGGGAGACCUGCCAAGAGGACUUCCAGCUUUGGGAAGAAGUCUAAAGCAGCCAAAGUUAAAGAAGCUGCAAAGAGAAGGAGCGAUGCAAGCACUGCAAGUGACACCAGCAGUUCAGAAAAAUCUGGCAGCAGUGGCGGGGGGAAGUUUUGGUCCAGGGGUAAGAAGAGCGAAUCCUCGCCAUCGCAGCAAAGACCCAAGGAAGGUGAUGCUGUGAAAAAGGAUCAGGCCAAGAUGUCUCCAAUUCAUGAUGCGAAGGAGCCACAGGACGAGACGGAUAGAGCAGCAGACUUGGAGAGGAAAUCUUCCGUCCAGGGUUCGACGGUUCCCUGGUAUCUGGGGGGCGGCUCCUCGGCUACUGCCCAGCCCAAGCAGAAGAAGGCGGCAAAGAAAGAGGCAGGAAAGGCGGAGUCUGAAGACGACUUGUCCGAGUAUGAAGAUGCCGGAGAUGCGAACGUAGCGUCAGGGACAGCGGGAGGGCUUGUCCGAUCUCCGUCCGCCGGCUUGUCACUGCUCAUGAAGACCUCAGCUGGGUUGACAGAGCAAGUAGAGGCCCAAAUACAGAAAGAGAAAGCCUCUGAGGUUUCAAAGCCAACGAGACCAGACUCUCUCGAAGGGAAGACAAAGAAAGGAGGGGGUACUAUUGAGACUAAAGAAAGCACGGAAGAAAAGAGUGCUGCAGGCAAGAGGCAUAAGACUGUUCCUACUCCGGCGUACGCCGUCACGAGUACAAGACGUUUUUCCUCCCCACGAGUUUCGCCCGCAUCGAGUCCUGUGGCCAAGCAGCGCAAGUUUCCAACCUCUACGUCCUCUCCUCAGCUGGCACGCAAGCUGGAGAGCAGCGCUUCAGUAGACACUGGGGGAAUAUCAAAGAAAGACGAAUAUUCCAUAUCAAAAAGUGAUACGGAACCAGACGAAGGUCAGAAUACCUCGAAGGACAAGGUGGCUCGAAGUAAGUCCAUGGAUCCUGCAAGGAAGGGACAAGGUAACGCUGCAUUUUGGGAGAAAAAGAGAACAUUAGCUCUCGACGGGGAAUCGUUCGAGCGGAAAGAGGAGGACGGUGAUUACGUCACCCCUCCGGAAAAGUUCAACGGCCAGGACAGCUACUCCGCAGAAUUCGUCAUCAAGAGGGAGGAUUCCGCCGACACGAAAAUCAGCCAGGUCGCGCAGAAACUGGACACCCUGGAAAGCGAGAUGCAGAAAAUUACCGAGAAACACACGGGCCACAUACAGACAGAUGGCUCAGAACGGAGAGGCUCGAAGACUGGAGACGUCCCGUCUUCGGACAGCGAUGCUGGCGAUUCCGUCACCGGGAAGAGGAAGAUGAAGCCAGAGCCGCUCACCCUGACCAGAUCAGCAUCCCCGUCUCCCCAGCUGAAGAAGGGCGUGGCGCUGGGACCGCAGCCCUGGGUCUCCAGCAUGGAGAGGCUGAACCAGAUCCUGGCCAUGUCCGAGAAACAGGUGCCUGAUGUCAGGAAGAAGGAAAAGUUCUUAGGUAAGAUGCUGGUGGAGUGGCUGAUGCCUGCCGACCAUGAGGAGUUUGGUCCUGAUGCUGCGGAGCUGGACCUGGCCCUGCAGUUCUGCAACAGGCUGCUGGCUGUGGGCAUCCUCCAGCCGCUGGACCAGACCUCUGCUCAGCUGGAGUUCAACCCUGAGACGACCUACUGCUGGUACCACCAUGCGGCGCUACAGAGCACCAACGGCCUGAACUCCUCCGGCACCAGUUUGGGCCACCUACCUGAGACGACCUACUGCUGGUACCACCAUGCGGCGCUACAGAGCACCAACGGCCUGAACUCACCAGGCGCCGCGCCAGGACGCAUCACGCCCGUCUGGCCGCCGCCCAAACCCGAGAGCAAGGAUGGUCUCAGGUACACGGAAGCAGAGCAUCAGUAUGCAAUCAUGACAUUGAAGAGGGAGAACAAAGACUACAUAGAACAGCUUCAUCAAAAGCAUGAGCUGGCAGUGUUCCAGCUGAGGGGAGAGAAUGCGGUGAAGGUGACCAAGCUGGAGGCUGAGGUGGCCAACCUCAUCGACCAGAUCCAGGACCUCAAGAAGCUGCUGCCAUCAGGGGGGAAGAAGGUGGAUGUGGGCGUGGAGGCAGCCUUCGACAAGCCCGUCCUGCAGGUUUCGUGCACGGCCACCAAGUCCCAGGCCACCUGCACCUCCGAGGACGGCAUCAUCAAGGAGCUGUCGUCGGGCGGGGCCGCCGUGCCGACAGCAGUCAUCGUAGACGGCACCCCUGCCCCUCUCCCCACACCCCCCGGGGCUGUAGCCAGAACCCCUGCCCCUGCACCGCCCCCUCCCCCACCCCCCGGGCAGCUGUCAGGGCUGCCGUUUCAGACCUCCACACCGUCGGGAGCUGUACCCCGACCCCCACCCCCUCCAGGAGCAGGAUCUGUACCCCCUCCACCUCCCCCACCCCCAGGGAUGGCAUGCCCACCCCCUCCACCACCUCCCCCAGGCAUGGGAGCCCCACCACCACCUCCCCCACCCCCUGGCAUGGGAGCCCCACCUCCACCGCCCCCACCCCCUGGCAUGGGGGUACCCCCACCCCCUCCCCUUCCUGGCAUGGUUCCACCACCACCCCCUCCCCCAGGAGGUGUUCCUCCACCACCCCCACCCCCUGGUGGUAUCCCCCCUCCCCCAGGUGGCAUCCCCCCACCCCCUGGUGCCUUCCCAGGGAGGGCACAUCUGCUGCAGACCCCAGCAGGUCCCCGUAAGCAACUGGUAGAGCCAUCUUCACCGAUGAAGCCUCUGUACUGGAACCGGAUUCAGCUGCACAAGGACAAGGCUGUCAUGCAGAUGCAGUUUGGCACAGAAGACAUCCAGACCCUGUGGGACAAGCUGGAGGAGCCAAGCUUCGACAAGGACGAGUUCGAAGAACUGUUCGCCAAACCGCAGAACACGCCCAAGAGGAAGCCUCUGUCAGACACAUACAAAAAGCCUAAAGCGAAAAAGAGUGUGGCCAAGCUGCUGGACAGCAAGAGGUCGCAGCAGGUCGGCAUCCUCAUGUCCAGUCUGCACGCCGAGAUGGCCGACAUCGAGAACGCUGUUCUCAACAUGGACACCACCCAUCUGGACCUGGAGAAUCUCAAUGCUCUCUACGAAAUCCGCCCCCAGUCAGACGAGCUGGACAAGAUUAAGCGCCAUCUAGUGGCCAAGGUGGACACUCCACUGGACAAGCCUGAACAGUUUCUGUUUGAACUGUCGAACAUCCCGAGCUUUGGAGACCGUGUGUUCUGCUUCACCUUUCAGGCCCAGUUCCAGGAGAGCAUCCUGACCAUCAGGCAGAGGCUCGACAACUUCAAAAACGUCUGCAAGAUUCUCCUCGGGGAUUCCGAGGAUGAAGAGAAGGAGAAAAAGGAUGCUGAGGAAAAAGGAGAGGCUGAAAACACCGAGUCAGAAAACGAGGAGGCGGAAAAGAGGGAGGAACCGGAAAAGGAGCAGGCAAAAGAAAGGGAGGAGGAGAGCAAAACAGAGGAGAAAGAUCCAGGAGAGAAGGAUGGAGAGACAAGCAGUGCAGAGGAGAAAGAGGAAGAGUCCAACUCCGAGGCGAUGGAAGUCAACGCCAAUGUACAGACAGUCCUGGGCCUGGUGCUGGCCUUUGGCAACUACAUGAACGGAGGGAACAGAACUCGUGGCCAGGCAGACGGUUUCCAACUGGAGAUUCUGGCCAAACUGAAGGACGUGAAGGGAAAGCACUGCCCAAAGGAUGGCAAGACCAGUCUGCUGCACUACCUAGUAAUCUACUUCAUCAAUAAGUUUGACAAGGCCGCCGGCACAGAGCAAGCCAAGCUGCCCAUCCCAGAACCCAACGACAUUAACCAGGCAACCCUGGUCAAGUUUGACGACAUCGGCAAGGACCUCAGGAAGCUUAAGAGAGACUUAGAUGGCUGUGAGAAGAAGGUUGCUGAGGUGGUGAACUCUUCUGAGGACAAGUACAUCCAGCCCUUCAAGGACAACAUGGAGAUCUUUGUCAAGAAAGCCCAGAAAGAGCACCAGGAACAAGAGCACAACCUGGACGCCUGCCAGAAAAGGUUCCAGCAGGUUGUGAUCUUCUUCGGCGUGCGGCCGCGCCCUGGAGACACGGAGGUGACCCCGCCCUACUUCUUCAGCCUCUGGACCGCCUUCUGCAGGGACUUCAAGGACAUCUGGAAGAAGGAGCAGAACAAGCACGCCAAGAAAAAGGUUGAGACAGCCAAGAAGAAGGUGCAGGAGAUGAAGGAGGAGAAGAAGUCUCAGGUGGCCUCGACUCAGCGGAAGGCCAGACCGGGAGGACUGAAAGCAAAGCUGGCCACCAAGUCAAAGUCCGUGGACGUUCCUCUGAAGGAGACCACAAAAACGUCUAAGGAAGAGGCCAAGGUUCCUCCCAAGGAGCCUACGGUGAAGGAAGAAACGUCUGAGCCUUCUUCAGAAGGAGCAGAAAAAUCUGAGGAGUCUAAAUCUAAGGAACCAUCCCCAUCUAAGGAGAAGAAGGUGUUGAAGGUCUCUUCUUCAUCCAAGGAAGAAACGGACACUGCACCUGCCCAGGAAAGAAAGAAGGCGACAGGGGACGAAGUGAAGACGUCUUCAGAAGCUGACAAGGAGUCUUCGAGAGAUGCCACGUCUCAAAAGAAGGACACGGAAGGCAGCACAGACGCUCCAAAGCAGAAAUCUCUUAAAGAAAGAUUCCAGGAACUCUCCAAGGAAAGGGAAGCAAAGAGACAAACCAUCGGUAAGAAGUCUCAAGAAACCAAGACAACAUCUUCUUCUUCUUCUGAAACGAACAGUGCGGCAAAGACGCCAUCUAGUCGUGAAGAAGCAUCUAAGGGAGAAGAUUCUAAGGAGGACUCUAAGGAUGAGAAAUCGUCAGAGCUUCCAUCUGUCGACGAAUCGGAGGAGAUCUUUCAAGACGGAGAGUACUACUGACUCUGGCGCAGAGAACAUGUGAUGUGACCUGCUCCUCUUUCUACAUGUUUGUUUGUUUGUUUGUUUUUGUUUUGUUUAUUUAUUUGUCUUGAAGACAACCGGUGACUGCUUCCAUAGCGGGCCAAGGACAACCAAAUCAUGUACAUGGCUGCAUGAUUGUACAAUUUCAGUGCAGGGCAUGUAAAAUUAGCUGGGUGGGAAAUCAGAAGCAUUGAUUAAAGCAAAAUUAAUCAUCUUAUUUGCUUAAUGGAGACAAAAGUAUGCAGCAUAUUUGUACACUACAGAUAGGAUACAAAUGAAAUAGGAAAAAAAUAUAAAUAAAGGUGGAAUAACAGC
This is a messenger RNA of Branchiostoma floridae (Florida lancelet), 6284 nucleotides long. RefSeq names its product formin-2-like. Gene Ontology annotation, cellular component: cytoskeleton; cytoplasm. Gene Ontology annotation, molecular function: actin filament binding. The record is from RefSeq and is a predicted model, not a curated record. Gene Ontology annotation, biological process: intracellular signal transduction; cortical actin cytoskeleton organization; actin filament network formation. Lineage: Eukaryota; Metazoa; Chordata; Leptocardii; Amphioxiformes; Branchiostomatidae. The coding region runs from base 669 to 5948 and encodes 1759 amino acids. The transcript has 25 exons.